AGUUCCUCCAUUCACUUUAUGAUAAGUCUUUGCAAGAAUAGAUGCAGCCGGGAGAACAACGCUGCUUCUUGAUUGAUCGACAUCAAACUGUAAGUUUUAUGGUGAUAUAAUUUUAUACUCCAUAAACAGCAGAUAUCAGAUUACACCUCGUUUAGUUAGUUUUUCAUAGUCUUAAAAUUCACAAAAGGUUGUUGAAGGUUUGGGCUUUAAAAUGUGCAAAGGCUUUUCAUACUCACAGCUAACAUGCAUAUUGCAGAUUUAAAAAAAAUUACUUUAAGCAACUAAGAAAUAAUUUCAUUUAACUCUUUUUUUCUUAUCUGCAAAUCAUCCUAAAACAUAUUUACCAGUCUUCAUUUUUAAGCAGUAUUUUAUUUGAAAAGGCUGUUGUUGUUUGGUGAUACAUCCAGGAACAAAAAGCCUCAGUGCCAAAGUGUAAUCCUAAGAUCACAGGUGAGGUUGAAUUACAUUAGUUUGGUACUUAAAGUCAAAUUCAAGGUUGAAGAAGUUGAUGCUGAACUGGUCAAAGAUCAACUUGCAACAGCUGACUUUAGUAUCAUGAGAGAACAAGAUGUGAAAAUGAAACUAGCAGGACAAAGCAGAGUUCCCCGGUGAGUUCACGCUUGGACAGAAAUCUGUUUUUUAGGGUUUACUAUAAUUAGAUGUGUGUUUCUGGGUUGAAUAACUCAUAGAUUAUUAUGAAAGCUGGUGGAAGCAACAGUUUCCAUGUAAGUGGGUUGUUUUGAACCUUAAAUAGGCAUCCUCAUAUUCAAUCUUACAGAGAUAGACAAUAAAAUGAGAAUCACUGUGAAUUUGUUUCAUGCUUACAUUUUAAUGCUCUCUUAACUCUCGUCUACACUCCUUGUUUGUCAACUGCUUAAUCUAGAUAAACUGUUUUUUUACAUUAUGAGCUCUCUAAUGCAGUUUAAAACAACAGCUCUACCUUAAAUGAAGCAUCUACAUUUAAUUUCUUUGGAUUCAUUGUUGAGGUUGUUGUGGGUGUCGCUGCUCUGAGGUGUGUUGUAGUUAAAAGCGUCCCUGGUAUUUCACUUCCCUCAUGUUUGCAGAUAAAGAGCACAAAACAUAAGGACCACCUUUUAAUAUAACACUCUCCAUUACAUCCUCUGUACACAUUAGCUGGUCAAGUCUCCAGUUUUUCAUAAGGAGAGGUAGACUGCGUGAUUUGUGAGGAAAAAAAUGUAGAUUUUUGACGGACACACAACACUUUUUUCCCUGCAGCUGCAACUCCAGGUAUCUUGAACUGAAGUUAAAGCUGUUAAUAGUAUUUUUCUUUGAUUAUACCAGAAGAUUGUGCUUCAAAAGUUAUAAUUCAUCACCUUUUAUACAUCAAAAGGACAAAUAUCCCAUUGAAUCCUUGUUUCUUGGAAAAAGCAGACAUGACACAUCAUAAAAUAGUCAUUUUAUGAUGUUAAAUUUGGUUUUGAAAUAAUAUGAAUCAUUAGUUUAGACCACAAAAGCUUUAAAAUUGCUACCCCCUCACAUUUUUACUUUGUCAUCACUAACACUAACUUCGGUGGAAAACUCAUUUUCUCAGCUUAUUUUCCGCAUCCUCACCCACUUUCUGUUUCCAUGUUUUUACACAUUUAAGAUAACAAACUCGGUGAGUCAAGUUAAACUUCUCUCUAAAAGUGAGUGUUUGGCACUUCUGCAGAUUCUAGUGAAAAAUGAGUCAGUUGCUGAGGACUCAUAUGAGAACAAACGGAGAGGUCAGUAAUCAGCAGAGGGCUUUGAGCUGGUAGUUCCUGUAUUGUCAGCAUCUGUGUUAACUGAUUUUUUCUAAUGCAUUUAGUAGGUAUGUAAAAAACUGAAAGUCUAAAGAUAUAGUUAUUUAAGUUGGGUAAAUAUAUCUGCAGUUUCAUAUAUUGUUCGGUAAGCACAAAGGACCACUUUUGAAGGAUCUCUUUCAGGUUUAAAAUAAACCUCAGUAAUAGUGACCUCUGGUGGCAGUAGCUGUUUUUACAGGCUGCACCCAGUAUGUAGAGUAUAUCUUGGUCACUAAGAACACACACACACACACACACACACAAGAAAUUUCCUAUCUCAGUUUAGUUUGUUAAUAUAAUCUAAAAGCCUCUUGUGCAUCGUCAGUACAUACUGAGUACAAAGUUCAUUGUCUAUGCCAGUGUUCUGUAUUUCUUGUGAUUUAUUUCUUAAAACACAAGCAAAUCCUAGAACAAAGAAAGAUAGAUAGAUACAUAGAUAGAUAGAUAGAUGGAUAGAUAGAUAGAUAGAUAGAUAGAUAGAUAGAUAGAUAGAUAGAUAGAUAGAUGACUUUAUUAAUCCUCAAAGGGAAACUAAAUAUGUAAUAGCUGUCCGGCAAAAUACAAUAAAAUAAAUAAAAUACUGAAAAGACAAGAGAAUGAAAAGCUAGAUAUAAACAAUUUAUACACACGCCUUAAAUAGAAUACCUUUAUAUAAUGAAUCUAAAAUAGAAUACUUUAGUACUUUCAAUACAUGUGCAUAAAGCGUGCAAUAUAGUAAAAGUGAAUGCAGAAGUUGGCAGGUAGAAUACGAAAUCAUAUUGUAGAAGUGUUAUGUUAGUCGGACAGAAGUUAUGGCUCCUGCAGCCUCUCUUUUACAUUAGUAAAAAAACACAGGCUUUGCCAGGUGCAUGCUGGUCCUACCUUUUUGUGAGAUGUUUCUUCACAGUGUUACCCACCAGUGAAGAAAAAGUACAAGUAAUGCCAAAAUUAAGUUUGCUGAACAAAUUAUCAACAAAAAAAAAUCACCAAAACUCUGUUAUAAAUCAGAAAGUCACUUGUAAUGAGGAGAUGACUAUCACUAUUUAUUAUUUGUAAUCGAAAUAUGCAAAAAUACUAAAGACAAAUACAACAAAUCCUGCAGGUAUAAUUGAUUUACCUCACAAACUCUGAGUUAUACUAUAAAAGCAGCGUGCAAGGUUGUGCUCUCCUGCAGCAGAGCCCUGUCACCUCUGAUCGCUCUAUUUCAGACGUGACUUUUUUUAGUUGUUUUUGAGGUAGGAGCAGCCAUCCGAAUCACACCACAGGAUUUUAAUUUUACGAGGGUAAGAAAAAGCAGACAAGACGCACAAAAGUGAUACUCAACAGUUACUGCAUUGUUAAACACUUCGCUGGUUAGGUGCAGAUGCACAGCUUUGUGUCGCAUUUGUCAGAGCAAUAUCAGACUUUGACUAAUAUAAGUCGAUGAUGUGAGAUGAAAUGCGUCUGUCACACCUACUUUGUGGUUUUGGUACCACCAAAGCCCACCGCCUAAAAAAAACACAAACUGUCAUUGUGCAGCUCAACAGUCACAGGAUGCAUGCAUGAACCUAAACCUCCUGAAGUUUAAGUCCCUGUUGGGAAACAUGAACAUCCAGUUGGAUUUCUUUGUUUUUAAACCAUUUGGGGAUAAUUUAUUGAGCAGAGAGGGGCUCCACAGAUUUAUUAUUGUGACUCAUUUAGCUUCUACCAGGAUGAACCCUGCUGGAAACUUCUAAAAGCCCCUGACAUAUGGUGGUGAAGACAUGUAGGUGUCUGAUAAGGGUCUGAAGAAAGGUAUCAGAAACAUCUCUGCUGUCUCUGUUCUGAAUCAUCUCAGUACUGAAACGUGUUUUGUCUGUGUUCAAAGGUAAUGUGAUGAUGAUGUGAGCGAGGAGGUGGUGCAGGAUUAUAAAAAAGACUUUUGUGUCCAACAGCAUGAACAAAAACACUCGUUAUUUAACUGUUCAGAAUAUUUCUUUAUUCUCUCAAUACCUUUUUUUAAAAUUGAGUCAGCUCUUGUCCUCCAACAACAAAAAAACAGGUUUCAGUUUCCUGUUGACUGUUUCUUUUUGGCUUCACUAUUGCAUAUUCAUGACAUGGUGAAUGUGGGGGAAGACACCACAGUAGACGCUCAAAUAGACUCAAAACCACAUCCUGAGUCACGCCACUGAUGAUGACGCCUUGAACUGCAAGGAACCUAAAUUUUCCCCGAACCCUUUUCACACAGACGGCGGCUCAUCAGAGGCACAGUAAGAGAGCUGACUGAAUAGGUGGCAGACAUUUACACUGACAGAAAGGUAAGAUUGUUUUUAAUCUUUGAACAAGAUCAGGAAAUAUUAGAAAGGAAAAUAUUUCUACUAUAACUUUUCUUGUUUUUACAAAUUAAAAGCGGCGUUUUAUGCUUUUCCAUGACGAUGAUAAUGAUGCUUGUGCUCAUGAUGAGAUUCUACCAUGAAACAUUUUGAUCUUUUAGUCGGUUUAAAAAGGAAUUCACCUUUCUACAAAUGUUGCACUCAGUUGCAUUAUAGAAAAACUGAAUUAAUCACACAGUCUUGUAAUCAAUAAAUGCUUUCCACCUCUCAAAGUGAAGUUAUUAGGAGUGCUGUAAUUAAUAUUUCCUCCUGUCUCACCAGAGGCUGAUAACAGAGGGUCGUCCCCAUGGCUUCUAAAUCUGUUGUCCUCUUGUCGCUGUGGGGCCUCUCUUUGUUCGUCUGUGGCGGUGAGUUUAUCUUGUGAAGUUUGUUUCCUUUAGCUGUUGAUAAGAACCUCAAACUUUUAUCCUUUUCUGUCAUCUUAAUAUCGGUCAAAGGCAUUUCUUAAUUAACAGACAAUGAUUCAGAGGGUCAGAUUGAGAAGAUGAACAUAAAUAAUCACAGUUUUCUUCUUUUGGACAGUAACGUCGUUCUGUAAUGUCACCUGCUCCACGGACUACAUCGAGAUGGUGAACUGUUCCUGUUCAGCCUCUUUGCCAGCAGCCGUCCUCGUCACAGUCACCUGCAGGUAAAUUUUAGGUUAUCCCUGACUGUAAUUUAGCGCAUUUACAUUUUAUUACUCAGUUUGACUCUAAUAAUGAGGGAAAGCAGUAUUUUGAAUAGUCUUUUCUUGUGGAGCUGCUUUGGCACACUUAAUCUGACCUAAUGGAAACACUGUACUGUUGUGAAAACUUUGGGCCCCAAUUGUUCCCUUUACUGCAGCUGCCUUAAAGUUUCCACAGCGAGGUUUUCAUUUUAACACCCAUCAGUGAUGUCAUACCGUGAACUUUUAUCUCGAGGUGUUUUUUCUCAUGAAGUCAUGAUAGUACAUCGCAGAUUUUGUAUCACCCAAAAACCUCCAGUUUCUCAAAUUUGACAACGUAACGCCCUCCUGUGUCUAAAAGUGUAAAAGACUGAAUCAGUCUGUAUGUAACAGCAGUAACGAGCUAAUCAAAUGCACCACUUUGGAUUGUAGAAAUAGAAAAAUCUGAGUCAGAGAUUAGUGGAUUGAUAAAAAUCAUCGAUUUAUCAAAAAAAACAAGGGGGUUGGGGGGAUUUAUGUUUGAGCUGAUUGAUUUAUUGCAAAUGAUUUCCGGAAGAAAGCCUCAGCGGAUGUCGUUAUGAGAGGAUGUUGUGUUAUUGUGUGGGGUGUUGUGACGUUUUCAGUAUUACAGGUACAUGAGUGUACGUCACUGAGUUAUGUCUUUGUCUGCCUGAAGUGUUUCUACGAUAAACAAACUUGAAAAAUGUGAAUUAGAGCUUUCAAACCAGAAGCGCACCAGCUUUUGUCUGUAUCAGUCCCAGUAAAAACCACAAGCUCUCGUUCUGAGAGCUCGGCUGAUGUCACAAAGAUGAUCAUUAUCGAUGAUAACUUUGUCUCUGUAGAAAUUAUGAGCUUGUGGCCAACGGCAGCUGUCAGAUCCAACCACCUAAAUCCUGGUGCGCCGUGUAUACUGAAAGCAUUGAUGAAGUCGCUUCAGUCGGGACCAUGUGCAACACGACCGUCGCUCAGCUCGAUGGUCAAACAGCGCUGAACGACACUGAGUCGUCUCAAUGGGAGCUGAGUAAGAUGGGUGAGUUUAAACUGAGAACAGCUACGCACAGCCGGCUUUUCAGGUUUCGUCACGUCCGCUGAUGAGAUAAAACCAUUCACAGAAAUGUAUAUCUGAUCAAAGGUGAUGUAGUAAUCCUCCAAUCAGACACGUUUCUUUUAAACAUUUGAAGUGCUGAUUCUAAGCGAACUCCAAAGUUGCUAAUUAUAAGGCCACUUUCAGACGGAAACGGUCUCCAUAGAAAACGGAAAAGUGCCGUUUCGUUUUCAGUUUUUAUGCUGUGUUUACACAAAAACGCAAUGUGGUUGAAAACGCUGUAAUGUGCAAGGCAGGUCGCUAGGUGGCGCGUGUGACCGCGCUCCCGUAUUGACCAACAAAUACGUAGAACGACUUCUGUUCUACAUUAAUUAUUUGAUGCAAAUAAUUCAGGCGCCUCCUCUGCUGAGCAGUAUGAUCCGUGAGGAUUCUGUACAGGUCGAAAUUGAGCUCCUGCCCAUUCAAUAAUAACGACAACGUGACUUUAAUGUCUAGCAUGGUUGUUGUUGUUAUUUUAAAGGAAGCUGCGCAUGGCUAUGAUGUCAUAAGCGUGAGCUGACAUGAGCCAUGACGUCACAGGUUUGACCGUUUUCAACGUUUUUGUACUUUAGACGAAAGCGGGACUAGCAGAGCGUUUACAACAUUUCCACUCUGGAGGGGGUUUUCACUUCGUUAUGUUUUCAUCUCCUGAAAACGCAGUUUUCGUCUAAACGGACCCCCCUAAACGAAACUAAAUUUUUCCGUUUUCUAUAAAGACCUUUUCCGUCUAAAAGUGGCCUUAAUCACGACAACUUUAAAGAUCCUGUGAGAAUCUUUUCGUUUAUGUCGACUUUGGCGCCCCCUGUGGACAAAGCAGCACCUUUGAUCUCUUUGCUGAUCUCGCCCUGUGAUGUUUUUAACAAACAAUGCUUCAUUUUUACAGUCAAACUCACAUUCAUGAGGAAUUUUGCUGUGGAAAAUGCACUGAAAAAAACAGUUUCAGUGGCUGGUACUUAACGCAAACAUAGAAAAAUAUUCUGCAGAAUUAGACCGCCUUCAUGCUGAUGCUAUCGUUUACUUUUGUUGAUCAUAAAAAGGCCCCAAUUUCAAUUUCAGCCUGUUCUUUAAUUUGCAAAAAAAGACGUUUUUUAGUGUGUUUAAAAGCUGAUAAUGAAACAACCUUUACGGGAACUUUCCCUGCUUACCAACAUCAUGAAUUGCGGCAAACACCAACGCACCUGCCUCCUCCUAAAUUACAAGAAAAGUCCAGAUCUUUGUCAUCUGGCUCUUCUGGUGUAUAAAUGGCACAUAUUUUUGACACAUGUAGGAUAUGUUUACCUUUUACUCUCGUUUGUGCAAUCCAGUAAGAAACAAAAUAAAUACAUGGAUUGCUUUGCAUUUUUGCAGUGCAUGUAUCACCUCAGAUAAUCUGUUUGUUUUCAGCUGUGUUGUUGUUUCCUCUCUCUCUCUCUCUCUCUCUCUCUCUCUCUCUUUCUCUCUCUGUUGCAUCAUGAUCAGACAGGUUGAUGUUAUUGUUGUUUUCUGGGUUAAAAGCAGAACAGUCAAAAGGGAAACUAAAUCUCUGUUGUUUAUGUUAUCAGGGGGUUUGCCGGCUGUGCCUUUAAAAUAAAACUGAGGCUCAUUAUAUUUUCCUUAUCCUUCCCUCUUACAGUCAAAGCUUCACCACCUUUCGACGUCAGGGUGACAAAAACUGACAGAUCCUACAACAUCACUUGGGAGCACGAAAACAAAGACGACUAUCUCACGUAUGAAGUACGCAUAAGAGAGAAGGGAGACGUGUCCAAGGUGAGACGGGAACAAACCCUGACACAGAAAAUCAGACUUUAAGUGUUUCUGCUGAAAACUCCAAAUACAAAUCCUCUUCCUCUUCUUCUUCUGACAGAACCCACCUCUUUCAUUCAUAGAGAACAAAAAGCUCCUCCUGUUAGAACACCAGGAGCUGAGGCCUUAUGUCCACUAUAUCGUGGAUGUGAGGGCGAAAUUCAAUACUGAUAAUUUCUUUUGUGGUCCGUGGAGCGAGUGGAGCUCCUCUGCUGAGUGGACUGAAGGUAGAAGAAAACUGGACAUUGAAGGUAUCUACUUUUUUUUCCUCAUCUAUAUCAGGCGUCUCAGGGUGGAGCAUGACUUAACGUUAUCAUUACAUAUAUGACGUGUUUUAUCUCCUUUACAGGCACAGAUCAGAACUGGUGGUGUGCUCUCCUGUUCAUCGUCCCGGUUGUGUGUGUGAUCGUGAUAUUUUCACAGAAAUCGUAAGUACCUGCAGAGCUGAACAACUCAAAAUGUUUCAUGAUUUUACUGCUCUUCAAAAAAAACAUUAGGAUUCAUCACUUCAGUAGGUUAACCACGUAAUCUCAAAAAGUCCCAUUUGUCCAUUAUUAGUAUCUGCUCUUCAAUAGUCAGAAAGUACCAUUGGCUUCUAGAGAAACAGAGGCAGAUGUUUUCAUGUGGAGUGAGACAAAAAAAACAGAUUAAAUUUCCCUUUGGAUUUAUAAAAAUCUGCAUCCAUUGCUCAGAAGACUAAGUUAACAAAGUGAAAGUCAGUUCAGUCUUCAGGUCAGCAGCAUUAAGUCUUCCUGUAAACGAUCAGCGAAAGGUUCUCACUGCUUCAACAUACACUUUCCUGGCAUCACCUCCCACAUGUAGAGAAACCACGGCUGCGAUGUACGUGCAGCAGCUCAUUGCACUCAAGUGGCUGGCUGAGAUAGGAAGUCAUGCUGAGCAUCAGUAUCUGACACUCACUCAUUCUCACUCAUUAGGAGCACUCAGUUACAGGAAGAAAAUACAGGCUUGAUAAGCAGAGGAACUUCACUCUGUUCGUCUCUCUCUGUCCGGUUUGAGGGAUGACUCAACUCUGGUUUUGGUUCAGUCCUGCACAGCCAACAAAAGCUCUGUGCUGUGAACCUUGUUGGCAGCUUCUGCAGUCUUCACAUGCUCUGCAGAGGCGCCAUAUAUCCACAGUUUCCGUUUUACAAAGCAAACUCAGCUGAAGCUAAUCCUUCCUUUGUGAAAGUUAUGAAGCUAAUUUUCUGUGAAUUUCUUGUGGAAGUGUAGAGCUGUGAAUUGUUGCAUUUAUGUGCAGAUAUUUGUAAAUAUCUUUAUUUAAAUGCAAGUAGAGAAAGGGUGUAGAAGUCUUGGGUGAAUUUGUAAGUGUUUGAUGCAUGGUAAGGCCAGUGCUACAAACUUUCACACAGGCUUUAUUUUAAGUUGCCAAGGCUAAUACAGAGGGAAAAUCAGAGCACACUCAGAUCAAGAUCACUGCACAUCACACCAAGAUCAUUUACUCUUGUUAAAUAUUCCAGUGUAAAAUUAAUUUAGGGUCAAACACACCGUAACACUGAGUUAGACACAGAGAUAAAUGUUUGCUUCUCGAGUUCAGUAACGACCGCAGGAUAGCAACAAACAGUGGUCUGAGGAGCCAUAAACAAACCUCAACCAAAACGCCACUCUAUAGCCACAAAUAAUGUUCAGAACAGCACCUAACUUCAUCAACAGUACAUAUAGGGUGCCAGCCAUAGUACUAGCCACCAAACAUCUUUUUAACUUUGACUCAUUUCUUUAGCAAAGAGACUAAACUCAACUCACCUACUCUCUUCCAGCAGCCACUUGUUUGUAGCGAGACCUCAGGCCAGUCCAUUACGGACUACUGCGGGGUGUCUCAGCUCAAGGAAGAACAUUUAUGAUCAUUACUUCAUGGAAAUACAAUCAGACCGAGACGCUAAGGCAGAAGAACGACUGUGUCUGCAGUGCAAAAUGAUUAAUAUGAUGAUUAUUACUUAAAGGAAAUGAUAAAGAAAUGAUCAUAAAUGUUCUUCCUUGAGCUGCGUCACCCCGCUGCAGUCCGUAAUGGACUGGCCUGAAGUCUUACUAUAAAUAAGCGGCUGCUGGAAGAGAGUAGGAGAGUUGAGUUUAGUCUCUUUUCUAAAGAAACAGGCAAAGUUAAAAAGAUGUUUGGUGGCUAGUACUAUGGCUGGGACCCUGUAUGUCCUGUUGAUGAAGUUAGGUGCUGUUCUGAGCAUUAUUUGUGGCUGUAGAGUGGCGUUUUGUUUAUGGCUCCUCAGACCGCUGUGUAUUGCCAUCCUUGGUAGAACUGUUUGACAUUGGUAGUUCCCUAGUUGGUAUAACUAGAGAAGCAAGCGGUCGGCAAAAGUCAUCUUUCGAGGGGGUGUCUAACUCGGUGUUACGGUGUGUUUGACCCUAAAUUAGUUUUACACCGGAAUAUCCCUUUAGGUAAGAAAACCACCUUAAAGUAGAGCUUUGAAAACAUACUGGAGAUCCAGUAAUUCAUGUUUUGGCAUUAAAAAGACAGGAAAUAGAAGUUUAAACCUUCAACCUUCAAAAGCUUCUCUUAAAUAGAAAGAGUCUUAAAUUAUUUUUUCAUCACUUUUUUUUCUCCUGUUCAACAUAAUAAGCAAAAUAAACAUACUAAAGCUGUUUAAAAUCAGGAGUUUUCUUGAGGGGUUUCUGCAGAGUCAUACCUUAUUUGACUCAUAUUCAUUCAUCAUGACAGUCAUUUCCAGUCUUUUCUGCACACCUGUUUUAACAAAAUGGGAUUGAAAAUGUGGUAUUCUUUGUUCUCAUUCAUUUUCUGAAUUAAUUUCAUAUUUGUUUCAGAUAUCUGUGCAACAAGCUCCAACUGAUUACAUACAUCCCCAAACCAGAUGAGUUCUUCGAACCGCUCUACCACACCUAUAAAGGGAAUUUUAAGGUGAGAGAGAAAAGUGAACCUCAGCCUCAGUUCAGGUUUUGUGUGUAGUUUCUGAACAAUCCCAGCAGGUGCUGCCCAAGAGGGGGAUUUUAACACACCUGCACCAUGUCGGUGGGACUUUCCCGUGACUUCACAUGUAAUAGUUCAUGAGGGGAAUGACUCAGUGUGCAGGGGCUUCAAGAGGCUUUUCGUUUUUCAUCUGUCUGACAUGAUGUGGGUGUAUACUUUUGUGUAAAAGCCUGAACUGUCGCUCCCCAGUGGAAAAUACCCCCUCAGAUCAUUUAUGUGUCAGGCUUUAGAUAAGGGCACGAAAGGGGGGCUGAUGUGGUUCACAUUGUUUUAACCAUGAUGACUACCAUGUCCUCGACACCUCCUUGUUUUUCUCUGGUGGAGGUUUUUUUUUCCCCCCUCCUUUGAGACUGUGAGAAACAGAUUCAUUCUGUUCACUUUGACUAAUUUCAUGACCAGGUUUCUGUUGGAUAAUGUGGGUGAAAGACCCUCAAAGUGGUCUCACAUAUGCAGAGUAGAAGUGCUGCACAUGAACUGAGCCUCUUCGUGUGGGGUAAAGGUCAUCCAUUGAACUCAGAGUUUGCAGCUCAAAGUGAAACUUUCUAUACUCUUCGGCUUCAGAUCAGCGUGUAAUUACCAAUAUUGGUCAGCAGAGGGCGCCACUGCAGCAUGUACAAGAGGACACUGCUGAGAUAGUCGGGUUACCAGCAGUACCUGAGAAAUCAGGGAGCAGAAGCUGUGCAGGGUUUUGGUAUCAAUCACAUGCAGGGGUUCUUUAUGUCUUUGUUUUACAUAGCAAAAAAUCUCACUAACAGUCGCAGCAGUACUUGGAGUGAAAAGAUUAUCCACAUUUUGUUCUAUAAUUAGAUUUAAUAUGAAACAUUUUGGGCCUCAAGGACAAGAAAAGUCCAAUUUAUUAGUGUAAAAAUGUAAAAUCAUUCACAAUUCAGUCAAAAAAGGGAAGUGAGUCUCUGCUCUCAGGAUUUUCUUUCUUUCUUAAACCAUUAUUUUAAUACAAAGGCUAAACAUUCACAAGAAAGCCACAAUAAUCUAUGAUCAGGGUUUAAACAUCUACCUGCACACCCCAUCACCCUAAAUCAGUCAGACUAGAUGAUUGACAGCAGGCUUGAAUUCAGCCCAAUGUAAAAAAACUCCCAUUGAGUGGUAUAUCUCACAACAACAGGAUGAGGCUUUGGCUGAAAAAACUUCUCUCAUAUGUACAGGACAGAAGAUAUGAAGCCACUUUGGCCACAGGGGGCGCCAUAUCGAUACAAAUCAAAAGUUUCUUGCAGCCGCUUUAAAUAUAGCUCAUGUUAAUGUCAUUGUUUAGCCAAUUUUUGAUAAUUGCAUUCUUAAAUGAAUCAAACUGGAUCUAGAAUAAGUUAUCCCCUGAUACCAGAUGUGAUGCUGAGUGCGAAUCUCUUCCAAUACCAUCCUUACAGCUAUUGCACUAUUUAAUAACUCUCAUCCGUCAGACAGGGACUCACAUCUGUCUGCUGUAUAGUCCAUUUUAAAAACUCCUACCACAUCACACUACUGAGCACCUUAGACGGUUUGUUUAUUUAUUAUCCCAUCUGUAAUAUUUCGCUUUCCUAUUUAUUACCUAUUUCAAUAGCCCAGGUUCUUCAUAUCUCACUUUUACCUCUUAGGAUGUUUAGUAUAUUUAGUCUGUAUUUAUUGCAUAUACUUAGUACUUUUAGUAAUUUUAGUCUGCACUGUACUUACCUGUUCUUAUACUUAAUGUUAUUUGUAUUUUCCCUUUGCUGCUGUAACAAGAGAAUUUCCCAGUUUGGGAUCAAUAAAGUACAUCUAUCUAUCUAUAUAUCUACAUCUCCAAAACGCACCCUCUUGUUUGACGAACCCCUGGCCUACUUUGAUUCUGCUAUCUCACUCUUGUGGUGCAGGUUGCUCGUGCUUUUUCUGCCGCUCAAACAUUAGUCAGUGAUGUUGAUGAGCGCUGCACUGCAGGAUGUGGUGUCCUUUGCAAAACCUGACUGAUUCAACCUUAUCUGGCCAUCUCUUUGCUGAAUGGUAGCAAAAUGCUGCUGCAGUUCAGUGUUUACUGUAGAUAUGCAGCCAGGUCUAAAGGGUCAAUGCUUCAAUAGGCAGUAUUAUUGCACAAGAAAUCUUAGACUAUAGGCUUUGAAAACCGCAGCAGAUAAUAGCAACAGUCAGCAGUUAGUCUAACUUUCAUAUCCUCCACUGUCUCUUCUGUUUCUGCUCCUCACAGGGAUAAUUAGGUUAACCUUGAACAUGUAGAAAACAGUUCUCUUAUUAAAAAUUGGUUCAUUAAAAAAACAGUUAAAAAGCUCAACUCUGAAGUCAGUAUUUUGUGAGAACUGAGCCAAAGAGGUCAGUACUUAAGGGAGCGAUGAGUGAGUGAUGUGGGAUCGGUAUGUUCUCCUCCCUGACCGGACGGCAAUGUUGGUGAUAAGAUUUUCACAUUAGUAAAAUCAAAGAAGUCCUUACUAUCACUCUGUUUGUGGGAAAUGUCCCAUACCCGGUCUCUUUAAUCAGAAUAUUUGGAGUGGAAUGUUCUUGUCUCUUUCCUCUCUGAAACACUUCUGAAAGACAUGGAUGGAGCCUUUCAGUGCGGUAGAGUGGCAGGAUCUCAUUCUGGAGACGUAGUCGGCCCUCCUCAAUGUCCCUCAGCACCAGUUUAUAGUGGACUGGUUUUGGCAAAGAAGUUCCCAUGCAUAUCAAAGACCUCUAAAAAUGAUCCCAGUGGCUCCUUACCCAAACUUUAAAAAAGAAACAAAGUAGAAGGAAACAUUUAUCCGAUUUAAGGCGGGAGAAAUAAACCUCCUAAUACAAAACAAUACAAGAACUUUAUUUAUGCCCAAAGGGAAAUUUGUUUGUCUGGAAUCUCAUGUCAUCUAGAAGAAUUGAAAAGUCUGAUGGCUGUGGGUAGAAAAGAUCUUCUGAAUCUCUCCAUCCAUGUUAUGAUCCGACCUGCUCCGUGAUGGUUAAGCAGCAGCUCUGUCAGCUUCUCUGACGUCGGCUUACAGCAGAUCCAGGGUUUUAUUAUCAAACUGCGUAAAUUCAGUCACAUGAGAGGAGAAGGCGACAUGGUAGAAGUCUCCUGAUAUUAUUUCAAGCGCCUCAGAAUGUUGAGUCUGUAUCCUAGCAACGGUACAAUGGAGAACAUCACACAGAACUUCGGCCGUUGCCUUGAGUGUGACUCCAUAAUGUCCUGUAGGGAGCGAUUUGGAUGACCUUGUUGCUGAAAUUGAACAAAUUUAUCUUGCUUGGCCUACAUAACAGUUCUUAUCCAGUUUGUUUAUUCAUACUUAAACCAAAGUUUAAAAAAUAUCUUCAGCUGGAACUAAGGCUAGAAGUUCCCCUCUGAUCCCAGUAUUAAUGCUGGCUCCUGCUUUAUAUGGCUUCCAUGUUUUACCAAUUGGCUAGUAUAAACAUUUACUCAAAGAAACGACAUUAAUGAUCUCCAUUUGCUUUGUUUUAGGAGUGGGUGAAAUCUCCAUUCAUCGAGUCCGACUACCAGAAGGUCAGCCCUCAUGUUCAGGAGAAAAGCGAGAAGCAGCCCGACGUCCUCCAGUGGAAGAAUGAGAACCGAAGCUCCAGCGAGGACAAUGAGAUGAAACAAGCGGGUCACAAGCCGCAGCCUCAGUGCAACUCUCUGCUGUACUUCCAGGAGGGUGGCAGCGCUCAGAGCGCAGGUCACUCCAGCGGGCACAUCUCCAUCCAUACUGUAACCCUGUCUGGAGAGGAAGAGUUUGAGGAGGAAGUUCAAAGGUCAAGAAGCCCUGUGAACACCCUCAGAAGUUACAGAGACGGAGAGAGCUUUGGGUUACUUGAAGAACAUCCUCACAGUGAUCUAGAGGAACGUCGCAUAUCCAGGUUGGAUAGACUAAGUGGGAUGUUACCGCAGCAUGAGAACCAAAUAUCCAAUGACUUAUCGCUGGAUCAUGUCAGCUUUGAGCCGCAUGCCCACAUUGAUGAACCAGAGAGGGUAUCACUCGACUCAUUCGUCUCACAAGAGCAGUCAGAAGACGGCUACCCUCACGUGGACUUGGACACCAUUGAUAGUGGUUUUGGAGAGUGCAGCAGCCCUGGAGCUGCGGACUCCAACAUGGCGGUGCAGAUGGAUUUAUUUCAGGACCACAAAAGCUCUAAUUCGAACUAUGUCAAACAGUGGAUGAUCUGUAGCACUAUUCAUGAAGACUCAGGAAACACAGAGAACGAGAUACUUGAAACACAGUGACGGAUGUUAAAGAUAAACUGCAGAAAUCACAACAGAAAGAGCUUUUGGACAAAUAAUGAAAAGAUGGUGAGAGAGAAGACCAUUUGAAGUGUUGCUCAGCUCAUUUUCCUGUAAAUAAUGUAAAAAUUAAAACAAUGAUUUGAGUCGUGGA
Molecule: messenger RNA, 14886 nt
Organism: Xyrichtys novacula (pearly razorfish)
Lineage: Eukaryota; Metazoa; Chordata; Actinopteri; Labriformes; Labridae
Source: the annotation of a GenBank genome assembly